This is a messenger RNA of Corylus avellana, 946 nucleotides long. Its product is annotated as large ribosomal subunit protein uL30z. NCBI's taxonomy places the organism in Eukaryota, Viridiplantae, Streptophyta, Magnoliopsida, Fagales, Betulaceae. Gene Ontology annotation, cellular component: cytosolic large ribosomal subunit. The record is from RefSeq and is a predicted model, not a curated record. Gene Ontology annotation, molecular function: structural constituent of ribosome; RNA binding. Gene Ontology annotation, biological process: maturation of LSU-rRNA from tricistronic rRNA transcript (SSU-rRNA, 5.8S rRNA, LSU-rRNA).
UACUCUACCCGCGCUGCCUCAGACUCUGAGGUCAGGAGAAGCUUUUCUCUCUGCCUCCCAACCCACCCAAAACCCUAGCAAAGAUUUUUUAUUUUGUUAUGGCGGAAGAGGAUUCGAAGCCGUUGGCGUACAUACCGGAGAUAAUACUGAAGAAAAGAAAGAGCAAUGAAGAAUGGGCGCUCAAGAGGAAAGCCCAGUACGAGGAGAGGAAUGCUUUGAUCAGGAAGAGAGCCAAGCAUGACUUCAUCAGAAUGCCUGAGGACUUUAUCAAAGAGUUCCGCACUAGGGAACUGGACCUUGUAAAAAUGAAACAGAGGACAAAGAGGAAAAGACCAGCAUUAGAAAUGACAGAAUCAAAGCUGCUUUUUAUCAUUCGCAUACACGGGAAAAGAGAAAUGCAUCCAAAAACUAGGAAGGUCUUAUACAACCUGAGAUUGAGAAAAAUCUUCAGCGGUGUAUUUGUGAAGGCAAAUGAAGGGAUAAUAGAAAAGCUGCAAAAAGUGGAGCCAUAUGUUACAUAUGGAUACCCUAAUCUAAAGAAUGUGAAGGAGCUGAUUUUCAAGAAGGGUUAUGCAAAGAUAGACAAUCAGCGGGUUCCUCUGACAGACAAUAACAUUAUUGAACAGGCAUUGGGGAAGUAUGGCAUUAUAUGCAUAGAAGAUAUUGUGCAUGAGAUCGCUAGUGUUGGUCCACAUUUCAAGGAGGUUGCUAAUUUUUUAUAUCCCUUUAAUCUCAACAAGGCAGAAGGAGGAUUGCAAGGAACAAAAACUCUAUACAAGCAAGGAGGGGACACUGGGAAUCGUGAGGAUCAGAUCAAUGAACUAAUCAGUAAGAUGAAUUAAGAAGAUGUAAUGCUACAUAUAAGAAGAAAAAACCUGAAAUGUAGUCUGCCUCUUAAAUGGCCUGCAGUGGCAUGUAUUGCAAUUUUGAAGCUAUCGUUUGUGUU